AUGUCCAAGGCCGCCGUUGGUACCAAGUUCCGCAUGACCCUGGCUCUGCCAGUCGGCGCCGUCAUGAACUGCGCCGACAACUCUGGCGCCAAGAACCUCUUCGUCAUCGCCGUCCACGGCAUCGGUGCCCGUCUUAACCGUCUCCCUGCCGCCGCCGCCGGUGACAUGGUUGUCGCUUCCGUCAAGAAGGGUAAGCCCGAGCUCCGUAAGAAGGUCAUGCCCGCCGUGGUCGUCCGCCAGCGCAAGCCCUGGAGGCGUCGUGACGGCGUCUUCCUCUACUUCGAGGACAACGCCGGUGUUAUCGUCAACCCCAAGGGUGAGAUGAAGGGUUCGGCCAUCACUGGCCCCGUUGCCAAGGAGUGCGCCGACAUCUGGCCACGAAUUGCCUCCAACGCCGGUACCGUCGUCUAA
Messenger RNA from Moesziomyces aphidis, 411 nucleotides. Lineage: Eukaryota; Fungi; Basidiomycota; Ustilaginomycetes; Ustilaginales; Ustilaginaceae. The record is from the annotation of a GenBank genome assembly.